Messenger RNA from Heterobilharzia americana, 1465 nucleotides. NCBI's taxonomy places the organism in Eukaryota, Metazoa, Platyhelminthes, Trematoda, Strigeidida, Schistosomatidae. The record is from the annotation of a GenBank genome assembly.
CGUUGGUGUUCUGACCUUAUUUCAAGAGCAUGACGACAAGACGCUAAGAUCAUCAACUUUAAAUUUUUGUUCAUUUUUGAGAAUUUAUUAAAUAUGUCAGCCAACAAGUUACUGGAAGAUGCAAACAGAUUGUGGAAGAUGUUAGAUGAAAUGUCAGAGAAUGAUCCAGCUGGUUAUCGGAAGUUUAUCAACAGUCAAAUGGCGAGUUUUCAUAAAAGCAUGUCUCCACCAAUUGUACGGUUUGUUGUUAAACUUACCCAAACGGAAAAGAAACAGCCUUUGAUUGUCAAUUUUUGUGAAUGGUCAGCUGUCCCAGAGCCUAAAUCCCCUGAUAGCCCAGUUCCGGUUAAAUGUGGUGAUGCAUUUAUCAUAAAUGAAGUUGACGCCAUCACUUUGGCUUUUAAUCCAACAGUAUUUGUUGACCAUAGUUUCAAUGAAUCUUUGACUGAUAGUCAUACAGACAACCAAUGUCUAGUUUAUUCUCAAAUGGAACAUGAUAAUGAUCGCUAUCAACUUAUUUGGCUUGGAUUGAAUUAUUUAGAGAAAGAAAAAUUCUUACCUACAAUUGAAUCAAAUAGUGUUACUCAUUCAGAUGUUCCAAUGCGGCCAAAACUACUGAGACAGUCAAAUGCAUAUGGAAGUAAAGAACAAGUGUACAGGUCAGUAGGCUUUUUAAAAGAGUCAUUUAUAAAACAAGAUGUAGAAAUGAAUCAUCAAGUUAACUCCAUUUCCACUAUGACUUUGGAAACUUUAACGAAAUUGAAAAAUGCUGGAGAGAGUAAUCAUGAUGAUAUUGAUUCAUAUGCAAUUCAAUCUCUCAUGCUGCCAUCGGAAAAAUCUAACAUCUCUAAUUCUUCCACCCAGUCAAAUGAUAAAAUUCUAAUCGAGGAGAUAAACGACAUUUCAAUGAAUAUGGGGAGUUCUCAGCAACAGGAAGCAAAAUAUAUUUCAUGGUCAGCUGAAGUAAUACCAUUUAAUCUUUCUGAACAUUUGAACAAAUUGAAACUGAUAUUUAAGCUACCCGGUUUACAAUCAGGAAACAAUGUGAUGUUAAUUUAACCAAAGUAUGCAGAAAAAUAAUUUUCCCUUGUUGAAAAUCGAAUCCUACUAAAAGUAGUAGAUACAUCAGUCGCAUUUCAACCAUUGGAUCUUCGGCUUCCUUGUAACAUAGAUGUUGAUUCCGCUGAAGCGAAAUUUAAUUUAAAGAAAGGAAAACUGAUUAUUUUUGUCUCAAUACUUUCAUCUUCUUAAUAAUUUUAUCUGUUAACUGUCAUGCAAUAUUUAAAUGAUACUCUCUUAAUAAUGAUUCAAACAUUUUCAAACAUAAGUGUACUGACAUAUGAAAGAAAAGAUGUUAUGAUGUUGCCUGAGUGAAGUUUUCAAUCAGUGUAUUUUCGUCAUCAUAGUUAUCCCACAGUUAUCCUUGUUUUAUAUUUGUCAGUAUUGCAUAUACAGUGACUAUGAG